Molecule: messenger RNA, 15779 nt
Organism: Coregonus sp. 'balchen'
Lineage: Eukaryota; Metazoa; Chordata; Actinopteri; Salmoniformes; Salmonidae
Source: the annotation of a GenBank genome assembly
GAAGAAUCUGGGAACAAGGAAGGAAGGGAUUCAAGGCUGGAUGAAAGUUUGAAAUUCCGUUUCCGCUUUAGGGAGUGAAAAUUGAUUUGAGCAGAACUUGACUUGAAAAUAUAUUUAUUUCAGAGACCUACUCAACUUUUACAAUAUUGAUUGUACUUUUGGAUAAGUUGUAUCAUGGCUUCUUCGCCGCAAAAGUCGCCAUCGUCUCCGUCGCCGACGACUCCGAAAUCACCCUCUUCCAGAAAGAAAGAUGACUCGUUCCUGGGAAAGCUUGGAGGAACUUUAGUAAGAAGAAAGAAGGCAAAAGAAGGUACAGUUCUGAUCAAAACAAUACUGUCACGAACAUUUCUAAACUUUACCUGCGUGAAGUAGCAUGUAUGUAAAACACAUUAUCAGCCAAGCACAAGCAGAAAAUGCGUAUUUUAUGGAAGCCCAUUUUAACUAGCUAGUCGCUACAACAAUGUUUCAAUCUGAGCAAAAAAUGCGUUGUGUAAUGAAGUCACGCCUCAACAAUUGUCUACUCGUCAGUCUGAUUCUCUCAAUUCAUUAUUUGUAAAGGAAUAUCGCAUUCGCCGUCUUUCCAAACUGCAAAUUCAUUGAAGAGAUCAGAAUGGAGUAGGAUACUACAUAGGCCUAAAUAUCUGUAAACUAGCUUACACACUCAAAUAAUAGGAUGUCUUGUAUUUCAACGUUGUUGUAUUGCAUUGACCCGAGUUGGCCUGCAGGGCAGCCUGGGGGCGCAUGCAGUGCCUAGUAGAGUUACUUACUGUAGCUGCAGACUAUGGUUGCCAUGUAGGGUAUGCUACUACUUCAGAUGCAAUUACUCAGGAAUGAGGUAAGAGCAAACACAACUCCAGGAGUAGCUGCACUGCUAGUAUGUGUCCUUAAUUUCACUGCUACAGGAUUAACAAACCUAUAAAUGAAUGAGUUGCUCCAUCCAUUGUUUUUCCUCAAGUUCAUCAUCAAAUGAAUUAAAGUUGCACAUUAAGUGGAAAUGAUCCCUCUUUGUUUGACCUGUUCAGAGUGCCCCCGACCUCCAGGGGGCCCCCAAAAUGUGGUUGUCCGGCCCUGUACUUGUGUUAUGAUUGGUUUAUAUCAAUCACGGAUCACAGGGCUGAGUGGUUGACACACUACAGCUGAGCCCCAUCCCGUCUCUCCCUCAUACACACACACAGUGGCCAGGAUGUCCGCAGUGUGUUCCUGGUGAUUUGAUGGAAAGCUUCUCUGGACCCGUGUUGCGGGAGUAUAUUUAAUUUGAAACACUCUGAUAUUUACGAAGGGGAGGAAGAGAGGGGGCACGUCCUUGAACAAGCCUGUUGAUUGGACCGCGGCGAGAGAGGGAGGAAAGGAUGGGGAAAGGGCGAGACAGAGUGUUAGAGACAGGACAGUGGACGUUGAGCAGGCUGGAGGAGAGGAUGAGUCAGUGAAGAGUCCCUGUGGUGAAGGGAAGAUGCUGGAAACUCAGAGGGAGAGAUGGGCUGUGGAGCACUCUGCCCACCAGGUAAGACAGCCUGUUCGUGUUCACCUACCCACUGCUGGAGCAUGAGGAGAGGAAGGAGAAACACUGGCUGCAUUUCAAUAAUCUAAAGUGGCAUCCUUCGCUGCUUUCCUUUCCUUCAUUUACACACAGAUGACGUCGCAGGAUGGGUGAAAGCAAUGUGUGGGAGAUACCUACCACGUACUUGCUUUCACCCUUCCAGUUCCUUCACAUCAGUGCAUAUGAAGGAUAGGAGACCCAGUGUCUCUGUAGCAGGUCUGAGAUAGGGUUAGCGCCCCAACUCACAGCAUCACAUGCUCUGUGUGUGAAUCACUGCUGGUCAAGAGGACAUUGUGUAUGGAGAUCAUUUUAAAGGGGUGAUUGAGAGGGCAGUGAUAGUACCUCUCUUAUUCUCUGUAGGCACAUGCUGAUGCAUGCAAUUAUCAGUCAUCCAAUUAUUUCUGAGAGAAGGCAUACAGUGCCUUCAGAAAGUAUUCAUACCCCUUUACUUAUUCCACAUAUUGUUGUGUUACAGCCUGAAUUAAAAAUGGAUUAAAUAGGUUUUUCUCACUCAUCUACACACAAUAAUCCAUAAUGACAAAGUGGAAAUGUUUUUAGAAAUGUUUGCUAAUUCAUUGAAAAUGAAAUCCAUAAAUAUCACUUUACAUAAGUAUUCACUGAGGCAAUACUUUGUAGAAGCAGCUGUGAAUAUUUCUGGGUAAGUCUGGAAGAGCUUUCCACACCUGGAUGGUGCAACAUUUGCCCAUUUACUAUUUUCAAAAUUCUUCAAGGUCUGUCAAAUUAGCUGUUGAUCAUUGCUAAACAACCAUUUUCAGGUCUUGCCAUAGAUUUUCAAGUAGAUAUAAAUCAACUGGAGCAUUCACUGUCUUCUUGGUAAGAACUCCAGUGUAGAUUUGGAUUUGUGUUUUAGGUUAUUGUCCUGCUGAAAGGUGAAUUCAUCUCCCAGUGUCUGGUGAAAAACAGACUGAACUAGGAUUUAUCCUGUGCUUAGCUCCAUCCUGUUUAUUUUUGUAUCCUGAUAAACUCCACAGUCCUUAGCAAUUAAAAUCAUACCUAUAACAUGGUGCAGCCACCACUAUGCUUGAAAAUAUGGAGAGUGGUACUCAGUAAUGUUUGGGGCAAAUCCAAUAAAACACAUAACACUUUGUAUUCAGGACAAAAUGGGAAUUGCUUUGCCACAUUUUUUGCAGGAUUACUUUAGUACCUUGUUGCAAACAGGAUAACUGUUUUGGAAUAUUUGUAUUCUGUACAGACUUCCUUCUUUUCACUCUGUCAAUUAGGUUAGUAUUGUGGAGUAACUACAAUGUUGUUGAUCCAUCCUCAGUUUUCUCCUAUAACAGCCAUUAAACUUUGUAACUGUUUUAAAGUUACCAUUGGCCUCAUGGUGAAAUCCCUGAGCGGUUUCUUUCCUCUCCGGCAACUGAAUUGGGAAGGACGUCUGUAUUUUUGUAGUGACUGGGUGUAUUGAUAUACCAUCCAAAGUGUAAUUAGUAACAUCACCAUGCUCAAAGGGAUAUUGUUAUGUAAUUAUCUUGUUACUUUUUGAUUUGAUUUUUGACUUUAGUUUAUUUAGUAAAUAUUUUCUUAACUAUUUAUUGAACUGCAUUGUUGGUUAAGGGCUUGUAACUAGGUAAGGUCUACACUUGUUGUAUUCGGCGCAUGUGACAAAUAUUAUUUUAUUUUAUGUUCAAUGUCAGCUUAUUAAUUUUUUUACACAUUAUUUUCUACCAAUAGGCGCCCUUCUUUGCUAGGCAUUGGAAAACCUCCCUGGUCUUUGUGGUUGAAUCUGUGUUUGAAAUUCACUCCUCGACUGACGGACCUUACAGAUAAUUGUAUGUCCAUUAAUCUAUUUUAAAUUCAGGCUGUAACACAACAAAAUCUGGAACAAGUGAAUACUUUCUGAAGGCACUGUAUGUCAUGCUGUCAAGACACAGGAUAUUCUCCUUCGUCUUGAUAUGAUGCUGUACAGGCGGUCAGAAGCAGGGCUGCUGAUGGUGUUGAUUAAGAGGAUGUCAUCUUCACUGGAAGGAAUGCUGAGAAAUCCAGCACAGGAUGUUCACACCACUACAGGUGUCACUGACACAGCAGUAUGGUGAAAUGCCUGCUGGGGCAGGGCAGGGGUUGAUGGGAAACCAGGAAGUUCUGUGUAAUACAUAUGCUACUAACAGAUGGGGAAAGUAUAUUGUCUUGAUUAACUGAGAACAGUGUCAGAUCAGAUAAGCUGAUUUAGGAACGGGGACACCGAAAGCUGAGGCAGUGCAGUGAGCUAAGGAGAAAAACGUGAUAUUGACUAAGAAUCAAUUGUAGCUGCUGCUAUUGAUUUAAGAAUACAGAAGAAUCUUCCCCUUUAGAACAUGUCUCCUCUGUUGUGAGAUAUAGCCUAGGGAGGAGGAGUGUACUGAUGAGGGCCACUAAGUAGUAGACUGAGGAAAUGCCUGUCUGGAGGACUCCCUGGACUUGAGAUAAAAUUGCAGUGUUUUUCCAAUGUGCAGCAGCCUAUAAGAAAAUAUUACUUGAGGAAAGACCAGUGAGUGAAACUACUUACAGAAAUAACCACUACACCUCAAUAAUAUACCCUAUUAGACAUGAUAAAUAAAGCAAAGCCAGGCUCCUGUGUUAGCACUAGGCUAUUUUGACAAAAUAGCUAUGGUAGUAGUUAGCUGGUUUAUUAAUGGUGUGGGAACACUAUUACAGUGCUAUCAUGUGCUGGUCCCUAUCCUAGUAGUUGUCCCCCGCCUUAACAACAACCUCUCGUUUCCCUUGACCCUCCGUGCUUAUGUCUGGUGGAUUAGCCAUAGUGGCAAAACUUAACUGAUACUAAGAGCAGCAAAAUACUGAGCAAAAAUAAACAUGUAGUAGCCUAAAUUGUAGAAAUACUUUUUAGUAGAAUCAUCACAGAUUCGAAGUGGCUACUGUUUGUGCCUCCUUUUUGCUAUGUGUUAGAGAGGAUGCAUUGUGAGGGAUGUGAUGUGGUAUCUCUCUGAACUCCCCCAUCUCUCGCUUCUUCUCACCCUACAGUGUCUGAGCUCCAGGAGGAGGGGAUGAACGCCAUCAACCUGCCCCUGAGCCCCACCCAAUACGAACUGGACCCAGAGGACACCAUGCUAGGGAAGUACAGUACAGUCCCCAUCUGAGAGCCCUGGCCAUAGAAGAUGAGAUGCCUUGACACUGGCUAUACCUAAUCUUGCUUUCUGUUCCUACAGAUGAGAAUGAGGUCCGCACCAUGGUCGACCCCAACUCCAAGAAUGACCAGAAACUACAGGAACUCCAGAAGGUGCUGAUCGACUGGAUCAAUGAUGUGUUGGUGGGAGAGAGGAUCAUCGUGAAGGACCUGGCUGAGGAUCUUUACGACGGGCAGGUUCUGCAGAAACUCUUUGGUGAGGAACAAGUCCCUUAAUGGUUCUCCAUCAAACUUAAAGGAUCACUAUUCCCACUCUACUACUAAUCACCUUCUCCCUCUGACCAUUUUCUCUCAGGCCUUUCUCUCAUUGACAGGAAUGGAUCUUGUGCAAUGCAUCAAAUGCCUGUAUUAAUACAUGCUGUUUUCUUUGUAUAUGUGUUUCAGAGAAGCUGGAGGGGGAGAAGCUAAAUGUAGCUGAGGUGACCCAGUCGGAGAUCGCCCAGAAACAGAAGCUGCAGACGGUGCUGGAGAGGAUCAACGACUCCAUCAAGGUCUCUACCAGGAGCAUCAAAUGGAAUGUGGACUGUAAGUAGAGGCUGAGAACUAGGUCGUAUUAAUUAGGGCACACAGUAGCAAAACAUUACGCAACAGAAAAUGAAAACAAGCGUUCUUAUUGGACAUGUUCAGAUAGACUGAAACAUGGAGGGACUGUUUUCCUCUGUUUUGGUGAGAGAGACUCUGCAUACAGUAGCUAUUGAGUGAGCCCAAGUGGUCAGACAGAUGGAAUACAUGGGGGCUUCAGCUUGUUACGAGUCCAUACUUGACUCACUGGUCAUUGAGUUUUCUCUCUAAUGGAGAAGGAAUGUCUGUCUAUACAGUACAUUUCAGUAAAGCACUUUAGGUUUGCCUUGAUGUUUAUGAGGCUUUUAACAAGAAUAUGAUAAUACUGGUAAUAGCAUUCAAACUUGUGUUUUAUCAUUAGCAUACAUGUAUGAGAAAAGGGAAGAGAGUUGAAGGGAUGAACUGAUUUGAGUGAAGUAGUCCAGAAAUAUACAGUGAGGGAAAAAAGUAUUUGAUCCCCUGCUGAUUUUGUUCGUUUGCCCACUGACAAAGAAAUGAUCAGUCUAUAAUUGUAAUGGUAGGUUUAUUUGAACAGUGAGAGACAGAAUAACAACAAAGAAAUCCAGAAAAACACAUGUCAGAAAUGUUAUAAAUUGAUUUGCAUUUUAAUGAGGGAAAUAAGUAUUUGACCCCCUCUCAAUCAGAAAGAUUUCUGGCUCCCAGGUGUCUUUUAUACAGGUAACGAGCUGAGAUUAGGAGCACACUCUUAAAGGGAGUGCUCCUAAUCUCAGUUUGUUACCUGUAUAAAAGACACCUGUCCACAGAAGCAAUCAAUCAAUCAGAUUCCAAACUCUCCACCAUGGCCAAGACCAAAGAGCUCUCCAAGGAUGUCAGGGACAAGAUUGUAGACCUACACAAGGCUGGAAUGGGCUACAAGACCAUCGCCAAGCAACUUAGUGAGAAGGUGACAACAGUUGGUGCGAAUAUUCACAAAUGGAAGAAACACAAAAUAACUGUCAAUCUCCCUCGGCCUGGGGCUUCAUGCAAGAUCUCACCUCGUGGAGUUGCAAUGAUCAUGAGAAUGGUGAGGAAUCAGCCCAGAACUACACGGGAGGAUCUUGUCAAUGAUCUCAAGGCAGCUGGGACCAUAGUCACCAAGAAAACAAUUGGUAACACACUACACCGUGAAGGACUGAAAUCCUGCAGCGCCCGCAAGGUCCCCCUGCUCAAGAAAGCACAUAUACAUGCCCGUCUGAAGUUUGUCAAUGAACAUCUGAAUGAUUCAGAGGAGAACUGGGUGAAGUGUUGUGGUCAGAUGAGACCAAAAUGGAGCUCUUUGGCAUCAACUCAACUCGCCGUGUUUGGAGGAGGAGGAAUGCUGCCUAUGACCCCAAGAACACCAUCCCCACCGUCAAACAUGGAGGUGGAAACAUUAUGCUUUGGGGGUGUUUUUCUGCUAAGGGGACAGGACAACUUCACCGCAUCAAAGGGACGAUGGACAGGGCCAUGUACCGUCAAAUCUUGGGUGAGAACCUCCUUCCCUCAGCCAGGGCAUUGAAAAUGGGUCGUGGAUGGGUAUUCCUGCAUGACAUUGACCCAAAACACACGGCCAAGGCAACAAAGGAGUUGCUCAAGAAGAAGCACAUUAAGGUCCUGGAGUGGCCUAGCCAGUCUCCAGACCUUAAUCCCAUAGGAAAAUCUGUGGAGGGAGCUGAAGGUUCGAGUUGCCAAACGUCAGCCUCGAAACCUUAAUGACUUGGAGAAGAUCUGCAAAGAGGAGUGGGACAAAAUCCCUCCUGAGAUGUGUGCAAACCUGGUGGCCAACUACAAGAAAUGUCUGACCUCUGUGAUUGCCAACAAGGGUUUUGCCACCAAGUACUAAGUCAUGUUUUGCAGAAGGGUCAAAUACUUAUUUCCCUUAUUAAAAUGCAAAUCAAUUUAUAACCUUUUUGACAUGCGUUUUUCUGGAUUUUUUUGUUGUUAUUCUGUCUCUCACUGUUCAAAUAAACCUACCAUUAAAAUUAUAGACUGAUCAUUUCUUUGUCAGUGGGCAAACGUACAAAAUCAGCAGGGGAUCAAAUACUUUUUUCCCUCACUGUACAUAUUAAUUCAAGUUGGAAUCCGUUGCGGUGAAACUGCCACAUCUGUUUGCGAUAUUCUAACAACAACAGACAUUACUUCAAACAACACACACUGUUUUAUUCACUCGGACAUCAAUGCACAUCCUUGCACACACGAUUGUACAUACUCUGGUGUUCUAUAUUUUUUUAUUUCUUUAUUACUUUGCUGGCUGCUCAUCUCCUUUUCAAAAACAAAACAAAAUCAAUGAGGUUGAAUGCAUGACUACAUCACGAAAGAGGAACACUUGAAUGAAAUUAUGGAGUUUUUGAUUGAAUUUACAGCAGAAUUCUGUCACCCAAGCUCUAACCGAAUCAAUGCAUUGUUCCCUGCUUUCAACCUUUUCUAUUAAGCUGGGGAAAACACUUACGGGAGAUGUAACACACACCUCUGUUCUGAUCCUUUUAGGCUGAGAGGAUCAAACCGAUAUCAGAGGGCUUUUAGAUACUCUCCUUUAAUUUAGCAUUUUAUUAGGCAGGAAUCAAAACCUUGUUUACUUCAUUGAUUGUUCAUCCAACCAUUGAAAACUAAAGCAAAUCCCAGUUUCUGUCGGUCUCUUGCCCCAGCGGUCCAUGCUAAGAGUAUAGUGGCCAUUCUUCACCUGUUGGUGGCGCUGUCUCAGCACUUCAGAGCACCAAUCAGACUUCCUGAUCAUGUGUCCAUCCAAGUAGUGGUGGUUCAGGUACUGUACAUCCUCUUAUUUUGCUUGGCGAAUAGUACACAUAUACAUGUUUGUUACACGUUACAUUCUUAUAAAUGCUGUUUUUACGAUAAAUUACAAUACUACAGUACUUUGUCAAAUUAUACAACGGGUGGGUCUAAUCCUGAAUGCUGAUUGGUUAAAACCGCAUUCCAGCCGGUUUCUAUUCCACAAGUUACUACCGGCUAUGUUUGACGUAAAAAAAAAAUGCUCAUUUACUCUGUUCUUUCUCCUGUUUCAUUUCCCUUUUUUCUUUAUUUUCUCUCAGAAAAUGGAGGGGAUUCUGCAAUCUCGCCAGAUCCAGGAGGAGAUCACAGGCAAUACAGAGUAUGUCACGUUUUCACUGGUGGGAUGAACCAGUCAUUGAGAGAACACACUCCUCCUCACUCAGUCUGAGAGCUAUGUUAUGUCAGAAAUAGGGAGAGGUUCAGCACAACAGUACACCACAUUAUAUCACUGUCUUCCCCAAAAACACAAUGCAAUCUCUUAUUCACAAUAUUAAGUACUUUAAUAUUGAUUUUCAUCUCUCAAAUGCAAUCCCUUCUGUAGCCUUUAUGAAAUAACUGCAUCCUAUUAAUAGGUUUUCAAGCACAAUUAUUUCACUGGUGUGUAUGAACACAGAAGACCAUUGUAUAGACCGGGAUGUGGUGGUUUCUUGCCAGUCUAGCACAGCCCCAGCUGAGGUUGGAGCGGUCCAGCAGGUCCAGAGCAGCUGGGGAGAUAAGUGGGCAAGCAAAGCGCUCAUAUUAUGAUCACGGUCACAGGGCUGUUAUCAUAUGACCAGAACUGUUGCCCUGCCACUGCCAUCAGAGAUUACACCAUGAAGAGAAAGGGUGCCGUAUGCGCGUGUUUAAACCAUUCCUUGUUGGCCCUCUUAUGGGUGAGAGCUGUUGGCAUGUUGCAGCAGCCCCUUGACUCAACAUCCGUGACAAUGCCCAGUGGACACAUCCAUUUUGUUAAUGUUCAGUAAGGUUAACCUCUUAUGUACCCCAACAACAUUACUGUAUUCACCAUCAACAUUCCUCUGUAUCAGGUUGAUAUGAACGUAUCAAUAGGAGUUGUAGAGCAGUCCCGUGUGGCUCACUUGGUAGAGCAUGGUGCUUGUAACGCCAGGGUUGUGGGUUCAAUUCCCACGGGGGACCUGUAUGAAAAUGUGUCCACUCACUACUGUAAGUUGCUCUGGAUAAGAGCGUCUGCUAAAUUACUAAAAUGUAAAGUAGGCUGAUGUAGAAAUGUAAUUCAAUUCUUUGUGAGCUGACCUUGUAGACCAAAUGGAGCUUUUAUACAGUGGGGAAAAAAAGUAUUUAGUCAGCCACCAAUUGUGCAAGUUCUCCCACUUAAAAAGAUGAGAGAGGCCUGUAAUUUUCAUCAUAGGUACACGUCAACUAUGACAGACAAUGAGGAAAAAAAAUCCAGAAAAUCACAUUGUAGGAUUUUUAAUGAAUUUAUUUGCAAAUUAUGGUGGAAAAUAAGUAUUUGGUCAAUAACAAAAGUUUCUCAAUACUUUGUUAUAUACCCUUUGUUGGCAAUGACACAGGUCAAACGUUUUCUGUAAGUCUUCACAAGGUUUUCACACACUGUUGCUGGUAUUUUGGCCCAUUCCUCCAUGCAGAUCUCCUCUAGAGCAGUGAUGUUUUGGGGCUGUCGCUGGGCAACACAGACUUUCAACUCCCUCCAAAGAUUUUCUAUGGGGUUGAGAUCUGGAGAAUGGCUAGGCCACUCCAGGACCUUGAAAUGCUUCUUACGAAGCCACUCCUUCGUUGCCCGGGCGGUGUGUUUGGGAUCAUUGUCAUGCUGAAAGACCCAGCCAUGUUUCAUCUUCAAUGCCCUUGCAGAUGGAAGGAGGUUUUCACUCAAUCUCACGAUACAUGGCCCCAUUCAUUCUUUCCUUUACACGGAUCAGUCGUCCUGGUCCCUUUGCAGAAAAACAGCCCCAAAGCAUGAUGUUUCCACCCCCAUGCUUCACAGUAGGUAUGGUGUUCUUUGGAUGCAACUCAGCAUUCUUUGUCCUCCAAACACGACGAGUUGAGUUUUUACCAAAAAGUUAUAUUUUGGUUUCAUCUGACCAUAUGACAUUCUCCCAAUCCUCUUUUGGAUCAUCCAAAUGCACUCUAGCAAACUUCAGACGGGCCUGGACAUGUACUGGCUUAAGCAGGGGGACACGUCUUGUACUGCAGGAUUUGAGUGCCUGGCGGCGUAGUGUGUUACUGAUGGUAGGCUUUGUUACUUUGGUCCCAGCUCUCUGCAGGUCAUUCACUAGGUCCCCCCGUGUGGUUCUGGGAUUUUUGCUCACCGUUCUUGUGAUCAUUUUGACCCCACGGGGUGAGAUCUUGCGUGGAGCCCCAGAUCGAGGGAGAUUAUCAGUGGUCUUGUAUGUCUUCCAUUUCCUAAUAAUUGCUCCCACAGUUGAUUUCUUCAAACCAAGCUGCUUACCUAUUGCAGAUUCAGUCUUCCCAGCCUGGUGCAGGUCUACAAUUUUGUUUCUGGUGUCCUUUGACAGCUCUUUGGUCUUGGCCAUAGUGGAGUUUGGAGUGUGACUGUUUGAGGUUGUGGACAGGUGUCUUUUAUACUGAUAACAAGUUCAAACAGGUGCCAUUAAUACAGGUAACGAGUGGAGGACAGAGGAGCCUCUUAAAGAAGAAGUUACAGGUCUGUGAGAGCCAGAAAUCUUGCUUGUUUGUAGGUGACCAAAUACUUAUUUUCCACCAUAAUUUGCAAAUAAAUUCAUAAAAAAUCCUACAAUGUGAUUUUCUGGAUUUUCUUUUCUCAAUUUGUCUGUCAUAGUUGACGUGUACCUAUGAUGAAAAGUACAGGCCCCUCUCAUCUUUUUAAGUGGGAGAACUUGCACAAUUGGUGGUUGACUAAAUACUUUUUUUCCCCACUGUAUCUUGUUUUAUUCUUCUUUCUCUUUUCCCUCAGGGCUUUAUCUGGGAGACAUGGUAUGUGUUCUACUGGGUUUAUUCUCUACUAAUGCAUUUUCUCAUCAGUCACAGUGAAAUUGAAACUUUUUUUUCUUAAUAGCACAGUUUUCAGUAUAUGACAACCUUGUCACUUUUUACCUCGUUUCUUUGAGUAACGGUAUUACUGUUCUCUCCGUCCAUUAAGAGCGAGAUGCUUUCGACACCCUGUUUGACCAUGCUCCAGACAAGCUCAAUGUGGUGAAAAAGGUAGUGUGUGUUAUUUGUUCAUACUUGUAGUAGAGGGUUUUCUGUUGUACUGUUGGUGUGCCUCACAGAAAUAACUGCUGUUUCCACAGACUCUCAUCACCUUUGUGAACAAACACUUGAACAAGCUCAAUUUGGAGGUGGCUGAACUGGACACACAGGUACAGUAUGAGCUAGAAUUAUCUAAUGAGAAUCAUACCUCAUCUUGUAUAUUGAUAUGAAUAACCUUGUUUGUUUGUUCUUUAGUUUGCUGACGGUGUGUACCUGGUUCUGCUGAUGGGACUGCUGGAGGGCUACUUUGUUCCACUCUAUCAUUUCUUCCUGACUCCUGAGAACUUUGACCAACAGGUAUGUUGACAUUUACUCGCCAUUUUUCCAAAUUCUAUCUUUGCUCUGUGUAGUACAACAGUGAACACAUUAGUCUUUGUUUUGUUCCAUUUCAUACAUUUCCAGCAAAUUGUAAUAUUUGCAGGCCCUAAUUGUUAUAGGAAUCCAUUAGAAUACAACAGAAUUCAAUCAUUUGCAUCAUUAUGUUCAAUUCAAGAUGGCUAAUCCUUCAAAGUUAUGAAUUAUAUUUGCUGAUAUUAGUAUUUAUCAUGAAGAUUAUUCCAUACUGUCAGACAGACAGUGUGCAACCCAAAGCCUCUUGACUGCUAUUCUUAGCAGGCUUUCUAAAGGGACGCCCUGUCAGGCCUGAGCCUGGGUCCUCUCCAGCAGGCUGUGCUGUGCCAGGCAGUGGGCACCCACCCGCCAGGCAGCAUCUGUAAUCUGCUCCUGCACAGAAAAUCAAUAAGUGGCCAAGAGAUUAGCGCUAAUGCAGGGAGAGGUGGAGGAGCAGGGACAAGGGGUCCUUUCAGGGACAGCUGCUAUAUAGGAGUGCCUGGUACUCGCCUGAAGGAAUCCUCCAAUGGUCGGUCUCGGUAUUGCUUGAUUUAACACGCUCUCGUUUUUCCUUCUCUUUCGCUGUCUCUCUCUCUCUCCCACUCACUCUCUCUCUCUCUCUCAAGCUCUCUCUUUCUCUUAAGAUUUGGCUACUAAUUACCCACUCCAUAUUUCCUACAUUGCCUUCACCUCCUAGCUGAUCUGUUCUAAGACUUCCCACGUGCUGUACUGACACUCAGUACCUCACUUUUACAUGAACCAACUCAACCAAACAACAACCACAUUCUGACAGAAACCCCUCCCCCUUCCUUUUUGCCUGGUGCAGAGUGACUGUUUGUCCAGCUGGAAAGGGCUUAUGGGUUUAUUGAGCUGAUGUUUGCACACCUAGGAACCUGUGGUAGGGGAACUGUAAUGACUUGUGUGAAUUGUAUAGGUGUGUUAUGGUUUGGGAGCCGUUUCCUCAUACUCUAGGCCUACCUGUGGUGGCUGGCUCUUCUGUUGUGUAAUUUUGCUGUCAUUGUCUUUCUCAUGCAGGUGCACAACGUGUCCUUCUCCUUUGAGCUGAUGCAAGACGGAGGUCUGGAGAGACCCAAACCUAGACCUGAAGGUAGGUGUUCUCCUUUAGGAUGCUGUUAUAUAGUUGCCAUGGACAAUUGUUUUGUAUUAUUUGUACAUUUUUUAAAAUCCUUUUCUUCUUAUUUUAAAGAAGACUGAUUAUGGAAAUUUGGUGCAAAACCAUGAUGGCGCAAUACAUUUGAUGCCUAAUUUAAUGUCAGUAUUUUCUUUGUGAGAAUUCCGUCAGGCAAUAAGCCCUGACGGCAGUAUUCUCACAUAAAGCCAAACUUCUCUUCCACUCGAACUGCUCUGAGAGAAUUGGCUGUAUGCUCUUCUAAUAUACAAAUCCAUUCAGUGAAUCGUAAAUACCACACUUUGCUGAAGUAAAAGCACUACACACCAAGCCCCUUUGUGGAUAUGUUAACUUUUUGGGUUUUGUGUGUGUUUACGUAACGUCUUUGCUAGUCUGUCCUUAGUAUUAUGUAGUAGUGUCUGUUAAUGCGUGUUGAAACACAUUCAUGUUCAGUGUACUUUUUUGUUGGAAGUGUUGUUCCUGAAUCAUUUCUCAUGGUCAAACCAUUUCCUUUAUACCACAUCCUGCUGGAAUUCUAUUAGAAAAUAUGUUUACUUGUAUUGAAUCUACAGUUGAAGUCGGAAGUUUACAUACACCUUAGCCAAAUACAUUUAAACUCAGUUUUUCACAAUUCCUGACAUUUAAUCCUAGUAACAAUUCCCUGUCUUAGGUCAGUUAAGGAUCACCACUUAUUUUAAGAAUGUGAAAUGUCAGAAUAAUAGUAGAGAGAAUUAUUUAUUUCAGCUUUUAUUUCUUUCAUCACAUUCCCAGUGGGUCAGAAGUUUACAUACACUCAAUUAGUAUUUGGUAGCAUUGCCUUUAAAUUGUUUAACUUGGGUCAAAUGUUUCGGGUAGCCUUCCACAAGCUUCCCACAAUAAGUUGGGUGAAUUUUGGCCCAUUCCUCCUGACAGAACUGGUGUAACUGAGCCAGGUUUGUAGGCCUCCUUGCUCGCACACGCUUUUUCAGUUCUGCCCACAAAUUUUCUAUAGGAUUGAGGUCAGGGCUUUGUGAUGGCCACUCCAAUACCUUGACUUUGUUGUCCUUAAGCCAUUUUGCCACAACUUUGGAAGUAUGCUUGGGGUCAAUGUCCAUUUGGAAGACCCAUUUGCGACCAAACUUCCUGACUGAUGUCUUGAGAUGUUGUUUCAAUAUAUCCACAUCAUUUUCCUUCCUCAUGAUGCCAUCUAUUUUGUGAAGUGCACCAGUCCCUCCUGCAGCAAAGCACCCCCACAGCAUGAUGCUGCUACCCCCGUGCUUCACGGUUGGGAUGGUGAUCUCCGGCUUGCAAGCACCCCCUUUUUCCUGCAGACAUAAUGAUGGUCAUUAUGGCCAAACAACAGUUCUAUUUUUGUUUCAUCAGACCAGAGGACAUUUCUCCAAAAAGUACAAUCUUUGUCCCCAUGUGGAGUUGCAAACCGUAGUCUGGCUUUUUUAUGGCGGUUUUGGAGCAGUGGCUUCUUCCUUGCUGAGCGGCCUUUCAGGUUAUGUCGAUAUAGGACUCAUUUUACUGUGGACAUAGAUACUUGUACCUGUUUCCUCCAGCAUCUUCACAAGGUCCUUUGCUGUUGUUCUGGGAUUGAUUUGCACUUUUCGCACCAACGUACGUUCAUCUCUAAGAGACAGAACGCGGUAUGACGGCUGCAUGGUCCUAUGGUGUUUAUACUUGCGUACUAUUGUUUGUACAGAUGAACGUGGUACCUUCAGGUGUUUGGAAAUUGCCCCCAAGGAUGAACCAGGCUUGUGGAGGUCUACAAUUGUUUUCUGAGGUCUUGGCUGAUUUCUUUUGAUUUUCCCAUGAUGUCAAGCAAAGAGGCACUGAGUUUGAAGGUAGGCCUUGAAAUACAUCCACAGGUAAACCUCCAAUUGACUCAAAUGAUGUCAAUUUGACUAUCAGAAGCUUCUAAAGCCAUGACAUCAUUUUCUGGAAUUUUCCAAGCUGAUUAAAGGCACAGUCAACUUAGUGUAUGUAAACUUCUGACCCACUGGAAUUGUGAUACAGUGAAAUAAUCUGUCUGUAAACAAUUGUUGGAAUAAUUACUUGUGUCAUGCACAAAGUAGAUGUCCUAACCGACUUGCCAAAACUAUAGUUUGUUAACAAGAAAUUUGUGGAGUGGUUGAAAAACGAGUUUUAAUGACUCCAACCUAAGUGUAUGUAAACUUCUGACUUCAACUGUAUCUCAGUUUUUAGAGAGAUUGGUGUCUGUAUAUGUGUUUUUUCAAAUAUGAUUAUUAAUUCCCUUAUUUCCCAGAUAUUGUGAACUGUGACCUCAAGUCAACGCUGAGGGUGCUGUACAACCUCUUCACCAGGUACAGAAAUGUGGACUGAAUAUGCAGUGUUGGGGAGGACUCAUUUUAUGGGGUACCACAUUAAAACGCUUCAGGCAUUUUUCCACAAUUACAUGAUACAAGGGAAGUUGUCCCUUGCAAAGAGCACUACGAACCAAUUCAGGACAUUCAGCAUUGCUAUUAUGAUAAUUGUCUAUAGAUUCCAUUAUUCCAAAUAAUGUAUGUUCCAUAUUAAUAACUAUUGUAUGUGCCGUUUUACCAUUUUGAAAAUACACUAAAUACUGUAUCUGUUUUUGUUUCUUAAAUUAAUGCAUAUUAGUUUGAUUUUACUUCGUGAUUGUAUGAUUGGUAUUUUAAUUAUAUAUUUUUAUUGAUGAUAAUUCCCAUUUUUGAUUCUUAAAAUGUAAUAUUUCAAAAGGUUUGGUAUAGUGAUUAAUGCUUCCAUCCCUAAAGCUUGUUUCAUUUAUCUACUAAACAAAUGUUUGUUAACCUAUAUUUAUUUUGAUUUCAUGUACACCUGACCUUCUCAUUCACUUAGCCAUUUUCUACUUUCAUUAGUAGAUAAGUGCCUUUAUUUAAACACAUACUGCAUGCCGUUAUUAGGAAGACACCACUUAAAGUACUGACUGUGAUUGAAUAUGCUCUUUUACUUUAUUCUCAAAACGGUUUUGCAUGUAUCAUAUAUGAUAAAUGUUUUAAUGACCCCGAAAUGAAAUUCCUAAAUGUUGAAAUGUUAAAGUAAUAAUCUUAUAAAGAAACGGAAGCUAUCACUCACGGUAACCCUUUAUUUGGAUAGUCCAUCUGUAGAUGCUCUACAGC